CUCAGCAACGAGCUUCUCGGCUCAGUCGAACAGGGAAAAGAUUUGUGUUAAGAUUGUGAUGGCGCUGCACGCAGCCAGACGGUCUCUUUGGUAGUAAAGGUGAGGAUGGAUGGAGUGCAAACAGCGGCGAAGCCCGCAGCCAGUCACACAUCAUCGCAAGGCACCCCCGCCCCACAUGCUUUCCUCGUAUUUCUUUGGCGCCAUCUUGUGGCAUUUUUGCUACAGGAGGAAUUGUCAACUUUUGGAACGUGCAUACAUUCUAAGCAUGUCCGGUACGACAGCAACAAAGCCAGCCGCCCGCCCAUACAGGUCUGCCAAAGGUGUGGGCGGGACAUGGCGAUGCUGAGCCAAGCAGAGCAGCCAUGGUGGAACGUAUCGGACGAACGCAACGGCAGCGCGUCGGACGGCCGCAACGGCGAGCGCAACUACUACGCCAUGCUCUACUCCCUCCUCAUCCUGGCCAUUGUGUUCGGCAACGUGCUGGUGUGCCUGGCCGUGCUGAGGGAGCGUUCGCUGCAGACCACCACCAACUACCUGGUGGUCAGCCUGGCCGUGGCCGACCUGCUGGUGGCCUCGCUGGUCAUGCCCUGGGCCGUCUACCUGGAGGUGGUCGGCGGCGCCUGGCUUUUCGGCCGUCUCUACUGUAACGUCUUCGUCACGCUGGAUGUGAUGAUGUGCACCGCCAGCAUCCUCAAUCUGUGCGCCAUCAGCAUCGACAGGUACACGGCGGUGGUGAUGCCCAUGUUGUACAACACGACGCACCGCUCUCGCAAGAGAGUGUUUGCCAUGAUCGCCACGGUGUGGGUGCUGGCCUUCGCCGUGUCCUGCCCCUUGCUGUUUGGCUUCAACACCACAGACGACCCCACGGUGUGCUCCAUCUCCAACCCCGACUUUGUGGUGUACUCGUCGGUGGUGUCCUUCUACCUGCCCUUCGUGGUCACGCUGCUGGUCUACAUUCGCAUCUACGUCUUCCUUCGCAUGAGGAGGAAGAGGAUCACCUUCAGCCAGGCCAGCGGGAAAGUGCAGCCCGGCUCAACGCCGCCCUCUGUGGAGACUUGUCUGCAGGACGACCCGCCCAAGACCAACCGUGACCUUUCACCUAUAAGGAUCAAAGUGCAGUGCGUGGAGGCCCCGGGCCCGUCCAAGUCCGACCUGCUGUCGGGAUGUCUGUGGCGAAAGCGCCCCAAAACGCAACCGGUGGAGAACUCGGCGCUGCCCCCGGUGGACUUGCAGAAUUACUGCAGCAUAAGCCACGCCUCCUGCGGUCGCACCGAGUUGGACGUGGAGCGCAAUGAGGCGGCGCCGGUGUCCGGGAGCAGUUUGGCGAGGGCGGCGGAGAACAGCCGGCAGGCGUCGCUGGCGAAGAAAGUUUCCAACGGACGCACGCGCAACACGCUGCGGCCACUCAACAACUACAACCCCCGAUUCAGGAGCAUGCACGCCCGUGAGAAGAAGGCCACUCAGAUGUUGGCCAUCGUGCUCGGGGUGUUCCUCAUUUGCUGGCUGCCUUUCUUUGUCACGCACAUCCUGAACACGCACUGCAGAACGUGCUGGGUCCCGCCGGGCCUCUACAGCGCCUUCACUUGGCUGGGCUACGUCAACAGCGCUCUCAAUCCCAUCAUAUACACCACCUUUAACGUGGAGUUCCGCAGGGCCUUCAUCAAGAUCCUCAGCUGCUGAGAAGAGAGAGAAAAAGA
Messenger RNA from Syngnathus acus (greater pipefish), 1697 nucleotides. It is a transcript of the gene drd3, whose product is annotated as dopamine receptor D3. The transcript is spliced from 7 exons. The record is from RefSeq and is a predicted model, not a curated record. Gene Ontology annotation, cellular component: membrane. Gene Ontology annotation, molecular function: G protein-coupled receptor activity; dopamine neurotransmitter receptor activity, coupled via Gi/Go. Lineage: Eukaryota; Metazoa; Chordata; Actinopteri; Syngnathiformes; Syngnathidae. Gene Ontology annotation, biological process: adenylate cyclase-activating adrenergic receptor signaling pathway. Bases 106 to 1680 code for a protein of 524 amino acids.